Molecule: messenger RNA, 1268 nt
Organism: Phalaenopsis equestris
Lineage: Eukaryota; Viridiplantae; Streptophyta; Magnoliopsida; Asparagales; Orchidaceae
Product: methionine aminopeptidase 1B, chloroplastic-like
Exons: 10
Coding region: 69-1172 (367 amino acids)
Biological process (GO): proteolysis
Molecular function (GO): metalloaminopeptidase activity
Source: RefSeq, a predicted model, not a curated record
GUAGGUUAAGAGCACUGAUCUAAACUUCAUCACUCUUGGCUUCGAGGUGCUGUUGUUUCACACCGAAGAUGGCGGCCGAGCUCGCCGUCGUUUUCCCUGGAGUGGCGUCGCCAUCGUCUUUCCUUUUGGGAGCUCUGUCGGAGAAACCUUUUCUUCUUGGCUGGCCGCUUAAUAGCUUCUCUGCCGUUGCUGCUGGUACAAGUUCUGGUAAAUCUACGAAGCAAAGGUGUGAUGCCAUCAUAGCUAGAAGACUAUCUGGGUUGGAAGAGGCCAUGCGAAUUAGGAGGUUACGGGAGCUGCAGGGAACAACAAAAUUAAGAAAGAUACCACCACUGAAGCGGGGGAAGAUUUCUGGACCUCUAUCUGUGCCAGAUCACAUUCCCAGGCCUCCUUAUGUUGGUUCAAAUCAGCUACCAGAACUCUCUAGUGAAUAUCAAAUACACAAUGAUGAGGGUAUUGCUCGAAUGAGAGCUGCUUGUGAGCUGGCUGCUCGUGUCUUGGAUUUUGCUGGAACAAUGGUCAGACCAUCUGUAACCACAAAUGAAAUUGAUAAAGCAGUUCACGGCAUGAUAAUUGAUGCUGGAGCUUAUCCUUCCCCUCUUGGAUAUGGUGGAUUUCCGAAAAGUGUCUGCACCUCCGUCAAUGAGUGCAUGUGUCAUGGAAUACCUGAUUCCCGUCAGCUACAGGAUGGUGACAUUAUAAACAUCGAUGUAACUGUUUAUCUAAAUGGUUAUCACGGAGACACUUCAAAGACAUUUCUGUGUGGAAAAGUUAAUGAAUCAACAAGACGAUUAGUGAAGGUGACAGAAGAAUGCUUGGAAAGGGCAAUUGCUGUUUGCAAAGAUGGUACUAGCUUUAAAAAGAUUGGAAAGAGAAUAAGCGAAAUUGCUGAAAGGUAUGGCUAUGGUGUGGUGGAGCGGUUUGUUGGCCAUGGCAUUGGGACUGUGUUUCAUUCUGAACCAAUUGUUAUUCAUACUCGUAACGAUAAAUCAGGUUCCAUGGUUGAAGGCCAAACUUUCACUAUUGAGCCAAUUCUUACCAUGGGUAGUAUUGAUUGUGUCACGUGGGAUGAUGGGUGGACUACACUUACAGCUGAUGGCCGACCCGCCGCUCAGUUCGAGCAUACAAUUCUGAUUACAAGAACCGGAGCUGAAGUGCUGACCAACUGCUGACUCCUUGCAUACAUAUUAAAUUAGCCUUCUUUUUGUAGCUUUUACAUUGAUUUUAUGAUUCCAGUAAAUUUGGACAUGUUCCUGUUGAAUUCAAUA